GUGUGCUAAGUUAUGGGACUUGGGUUCUGGCCUGUGCUAACAGCACAGGUUGAGAUGGGCUUUCCCCUGGCUCAAAGCAGCCGUGUGGAGGGGCAGAGGCGGCAUCAGAGAGCACCCACGGUGCCAGGUAAACUGCCACGGCAGGGCGUGUAGGCUGUCCACCAGACCAAGGACACCUGAGCUAUUUCAGGCCCUGGCUGGUUCCCCAGUGAUGAGGAAACAGAAAAUGGGCCGCCCAUCACAGUCCAGCUCCUUGAUCCUGGGGUUUAUGAUUAACAAACGCCCAGGAGCCAGCCAAUGAGGUGGCCAUCCAGGACCUAGUCCCCAGAAGUGGAACGGGCCCUGCACAGUCACUCCUUGAUGCCAGCUGGAGGCUGAGGCCAGAGGCCAGGCUGAAGCUGCCUUGGAGAACUCAAGACUCUCGUGAUAGCAGGGCUGCUAGGAAGGUGGACAGAGACACCUCACUCGGUCUCCUGAAUUCUGAGAUUCAGACACAGAAGUCUUCCAUGGCUCCUUACUGCAUCCGCAAAUACCAGGAAAAAGACCGCAAGUGGGUCCUGGGCUCGUUCUCUCACUUGGUGACUGAGCACAUUCCCGCCACCUUCUGCUGCGUCCUGAAGCUGCCCCGAACUCUUGUGCUCUUGCUUGGGGGACCCCUUGCCCUAUUCUUGAUCUCUGGCUCCUGGGUCCUGGCCCUCAUGGCCAGCGCCUCUCUCCUUGGUGCCCUGUGGUUCCUUGCCAAAUACCCCUGGGCCCAGUUUGAAGCCAGGUGUUUGCGAACAGACCUGUCUGACAUCACCAAGUCCUACUUCAGUGAGAGUGGCUCCUGCUUCUGGGUGGCUGAGUCUGAGGGGCAGCUGGUGGGCAUGGUGGGAGCGCUGCCCAGUAAGAAGCCCACCCUGCAGAAGGUGCAGCUGGAGCUGCUUCACCUAUUUGUGGCCCUGGAGCACCGUGGUCAGGGGAUAGCGAAAGCCCUGGUCAGGACUGUCCUCCAGUUUGCACAUGACCAGGGCUACAGUGAAGUGGUCCUCACCACCAGCAUAGUGCAGUGCUCUGCCCUGGUCAUCUACCAGCACUUCGGCUUCCAAAAGACAGGCUUCAGCUCUGAAGGCUUUAGGCUAUGUGCUCUCCCUGUACUUCACCUGACCUACCGCCUCCCCUCUGCUCAGGUCUCUCAGACACUGGAGCAGGGAGAGAGCCCGCGACCUAUUUCCUUGUAGAUUAGUCAGCGGGGUUCAGCUCUGCUGCAGUGACAAGCAAACCCUGAGGUCUCACUCUGAUGGCACAGUAAAGGCUUACUGCUUAUCCACACUGGAACUCAGUGGCAUUGUGCUCUAUCCAGUCUUUUUAGGUUGCCGCCUAUCAUUUAUCUAGUGUCACAAGAAUGUUGCAUUAAAAACAACUACAGGAGUUCCUGUUGUGGCUCAGCAGAAAUGAAUCUGACUAGUAUUCCUGAGGAUGAGGGUUUGAUCCCUGGCCUCACUCAGUGGGUCCAGGAUCCAACCUUGCCAUGAGUUGUAGUGUAGGUCGUAGCUGCACCUCCCAUUCGAUCCCUAGCCUGGGAACUUCCAUAUACUGUGGGUUCAGCCCUAAGAAGCAAAAAACAAACAAACAGAAGUUCCCCUUGUGGCACAGUGGAAAAGACUAAAAACCAUGAGGUUGCGGGUUCGAUCCCUGGGCUCCCUCAGUGGGUUAAGGAUCCAGCGUUGUCGUGAGCUGUGGUGUAGGUCGCAGAUGUGGCUUGGAUCUGGUGUUGCUGUGGCUGUGGUGUAGGCCUGCAGGUACAGCUCCGAUUAGACCCCUAGCCUGGGAACCUCCAUAUGCUACUGAUGUGGCCCUAAAAGGACAAAAGACAAAAACAAACAAACAAAACAAAACAAAAAACAACCGCAAAAGAGGAACACACAUUUUUUUUUAAGCUUGUGAGUCUGUGGCUCAGCAGAUUAGGCUGAGAUCGGCUAGGCAGCCCCUCUGGUCUCAGCCUUAGUUGUAUGUUGUGGGGUUGGCCAAGUGACAGGGUGACUGGGCUCUCUCAUUUUCUGGCAGCCUAGCUCAAGCAUGGUUUCAAGGUAACUGCAGAGGAGCAAAAGUAAAGCAGAAACAACGAAAUGCUUUUCUAAGCUUCUGCAGGUGUCACAUCAGGGAACCCUACCUCUUCAGUGAGAGGAAAUGCAGUCACGUGGAAAGGGAGUGGAGGCGUGUGAGAAGAAUCCACGUGAGAAGGACUGGGGCCAAGGCAUCAAUCUGCUAUGGCCCCAAGGUCUCUGCCGAAGGGGAAGAAAGCAGCCAGGCACAAAGUGUAGGGCUUUGACCAGGACUACACCUAGAAGUGCUGCGACCUACAUCCCACUGUCCGGGAUCAGAUGAGGACUUCAAUCAAGCUUCUGCUGCCUCCUGAAUUGUGUUCUACCAAAGGCUAGUGGCCUGGGGGAAGCUGGAAUGAGUCUAGGAGGUAGCUCUGUACCCAAGGCACCUGUGUCUGCCAAGAGUCUCUGGGCACGCCCGACAGCUACCCACCCAAACACUGUCCCCCAAAGCCCACAACAGGGCUCUUGCCGUGCUGCUGCACUUCUGAACAAAGGCCACAUUUCAUCUCACAGCCCGUUUACCUUGAUCAGUGCUUUUAGAUUGAGGUUCCCCACACAGUUCGGGGAGCACAGCUCCUUGCACCUCUCCAGAAGGGAAAUAAAUGGCCCUCUGCUGCGUGCUUUACUAUGAAUCAACCAGAAGUUAUUUAUUUUCUAAAAGUAUAAAAACACGUACAAAAAGAGACUGGCUCUUGGCUAGAAUUAAGAUCCCAUGGUAACAAACAUCCCUGUGGGCGAGGCCACUGUGGAAAAAGUAUUGCUCCCAAACCAUUAAUAAUCUUAGUUAUCACUCUACCCAAGACUCUUUAGAAGGUCAGUAAUUUUCAAUUACACAUGGACAAGCUUUAUUAAACCAGACUCAUAAAGUAAGGAUUGUGCUCCUCCAGGAUGAUAAAAUAUAAUUCCAAGGCUCUGAGGAAAAUAUUCUCAUGUCAGUCCCAAGGGACUUUCCUCCCCAAGAGUUGAUUGGUCACUUUCUGUGGAAGAAAAGAAAGGCAGGACAGAAGUUAGAUACUCUGCUAUCAGAGGCAUGGCCGCUCCUCACCCCAGACAUGUUGCUGAAGAGACCCAGUGUGGUUUUCCCCAAAUCUUGUUUAUCUUUCUCAGCUACAGAAACUAGGCUAAUUCUACAAAAAAAAAAAAAAAAAAAAAAAAA
Molecule: messenger RNA, 3243 nt
Organism: Sus scrofa (pig)
Lineage: Eukaryota; Metazoa; Chordata; Mammalia; Artiodactyla; Suidae
Gene: NAT8
Product: N-acetyltransferase 8 (putative)
Molecular function (GO): N-acetyltransferase activity
Source: RefSeq, a predicted model, not a curated record